Messenger RNA from Nematolebias whitei (Rio pearlfish), 2065 nucleotides. RefSeq names its product zinc finger and BTB domain containing 16a (gene zbtb16a). Gene Ontology annotation, cellular component: nucleus. The record is from RefSeq and is a predicted model, not a curated record. Gene Ontology annotation, biological process: regulation of transcription by RNA polymerase II. Gene Ontology annotation, molecular function: DNA-binding transcription factor activity, RNA polymerase II-specific; RNA polymerase II cis-regulatory region sequence-specific DNA binding; protein binding. Lineage: Eukaryota; Metazoa; Chordata; Actinopteri; Cyprinodontiformes; Rivulidae. The transcript is spliced from 6 exons. Bases 67 to 2046 code for a protein of 659 amino acids.
GCUAAAAUCUCUCCUGAGCGGGGAAAGCAAGCCUCAUGAGUCGGCCUCGUGAAUUGCUUCGCCAUAAUGGAUUUAAGUAAAGUGGGUAUGAUUCAGCUCCAGAACCCCAACCAUCCCACUGCCCUGCUGCAGAAGGCCAACCAGAUGCGCCUGGCUGGCACUCUGUGCGAUGUUGUCAUCAUGGUCGACAGCCAGGAGUUUCAUGCUCACCGGACUGUGCUAGCCUGCACCAGCAAAAUGUUUGAAAUCCUCUUCCACCGCAGUAGCCAGCAUUACACCCUGGACUUUCUUUCACCAAAGACUUUUCAGCAGAUUUUGGAGUAUGCUUACACUGCCACGCUCCAGGCCAAGGUGGAGGACUUGGAUGAUCUUCUGUAUGCAGCAGAGAUCUUAGAGAUUGAGUAUUUGGAAGAGCAAUGCCUCAAAAUCCUGGAAACCAUCCAGUCGUCUGACGAGAAUGACGUCGAGGCAAGUGCUAACGAUGGCAGCACAGAGGAGGACGAGGAGCGCAAGGGCCAAAACGGAGCCAAAAUCUCUAAAAAGCAUUCCAUGGAGAGUUCCUAUCUGUCAGGUACCCAGCAAGUCUCCAACAUGACUGGCAUCGUGGAACAGAGUCCCUCCGUCUCCACUUCUUUCCAUAUCUCCAGCCUGAGUCCUACCAAAGCUGCCGUGGACAGUCUGAUGAGCAUCGGUCAGACUCUGCUUCAGCAGGGCUUUGGAGGUGGCAACUCCCACCACCUAAUGACUGAGAUCAAGACUGAGUCGAUGCAGGUGGACAUGGGUGGCAACGGCCACGACAGCCCUCAGAAUAUGGAGUCCAGUGCCUCCAGCAAUGGGGAGCGAAGUGGGGAGGACAGGAAUCGAGAGGGUCCCGGAACGCCAACCAGAAGCAGCGUGAUCACCAGCGCUCGGGAACUGCACUACGUCCGCGACGACGGCAUGGGCGACCAGCAAGCUGAAAUGAGCCAGAUGGGGCUAGAAGCGAUGGCAGGGAUGACAGAGAAACACCUGGCCUCACUAUACUCCUUACCUGUCAAUCAUAAAUCAGAUGGUAUGAUGUCUAUGCCGGUGUCCAUGGCCUCCGCUCUCCCCAUAUCCCCUGCCCUGGCUAUGUCCAUGGACUUUAGUACAUACGGUGGACUCCUGCCCCAAAGCUUCAUUCAGAGAGAAUUCUUCAGCAAAUUGGGGGAGCUGGCAGUGGGCAUGAAACCAGAUGGCAGGAACCAGCAUGAGCGCUGCAACGUUUGCGGUGCAGAGUUACCAGAUAAUGAAGCUGUGGAGCAGCACAGGAAAAUGCACAGUGGAAUGAAGACCUACAGUUGUGAGCUGUGUGGAAAGAGCUUUCUGGACAGCCUUCGUCUACGAAUGCAUUUGCUGUCUCAUUCAGCUGGUGAAAAGGCCAUAGUUUGUGACCAGUGCGGCGCCCAGUUCCAGACAGAGGAAUCCCUGGAGGCUCAUCGGCAGAUCCACACUGGGUCAGACAUGGCCAUCUUUUGCCUUCUCUGUGGGAAGCGUUUCCAGACUCAGACAGCACUGCAGCAGCACAUGGAAGUGCACGCCGGCGUCCGCAGCUACAUUUGCAGUGAAUGCAAUCGAACUUUCCCCAGCCAUACUGCACUCAAACGUCACCUCCGCUCGCACACAGCAGGGGACCACCCAUUCGAGUGUGAAUUCUGCGGGAGCUGUUUCCGAGACGAAAGCACGUUGAAGGGCCACAAGCGCAUCCACACCGGGGAGAAGCCCUAUGAAUGUAAUGGCUGCGGGAAGAAGUUCAGCCUCAAGCACCAGCUGGAAACCCACUACCGUGUGCACACAGGUGAGAAGCCAUUUGAGUGCAAGCUGUGCCACCAGCGAUCCAGGGACUACUCGGCCAUGAUCAAGCACCUGCGUACCCACAACGGCGCCUCGCCCUACCAAUGCACCAUCUGCCUGGAGUACUGCCCCAGCCUGUCAGCCAUGCAGAAGCACAUGAAGGGUCACAAGCCAGAAGACGUCCCCCCAGACUGGCGCAUAGAGAAGACCUACCUGUACCUCUGCUACGUCUGAGAUGGAGAAAAGUGAAUGA